UAACUCCAAACAUCAAUCUCCCUUCCUUUUCUUCUGCUUCUGCAGACAACGAAACCAAAGAAACCAAGUCCAAUCUCUCUCUCUCUCUCUCUCUCUCGAACACAAACCCUAACUCCCAUUCCCAUGGCGGCGGCGGAGGAACUGAACACCGGCGAAUUGACGGCGGCGACCAUGAUCGACGACGCCUACGAGUUCUCCGCGCCUCGCUUCUUCGAUUUCAUCAAGGGCGAGUCCGAGGAGGACAAGCGUCGGGCCGAGCUCUGGUUUGACUCCGCCCUCACUUAUGCCCCUUCCCCUUUUAUGCCUAGAAUCAGGACCGGUAGAUCUUUCACCAUUGAAAGCUUAUGCAACUUUAGUGAAGCAGAUAGUCAGAAAGAGAACUCUAAUUCUUCAUCAGAUAAUAAAACCACUGAUACUUCAGAAACGAAGCCUCUAACUGCACUGGCCCCCACCGAGUUAAAGCAAGAAACCAAAGAAGAAAACGUUAUUGGGGUUUCUGCUGACAAGGGGUCAAACGAAGGGGACAAAGGCGACUCCAAGAGUACUCAGGAAAAAGAGAGUGCAUCAGCUACGUUAGUUUCCCCUUCGGACUUGACAAAUGAUGCGAAUAGUAAUAAAGAGAAUUGCAAACCUGUGGUUCAAGUGGCAAAAGAAGCUUACACGCCAAUUUCAUCAAUCCCAGGGACGAACUCCAAAAAGCACCAGACGGCUAAAAAGAUAGCUAGUUUGAUCAGAAAUCCAUCGGCUCUGAAGCCGAAAACAUCACAUUCCAAAAGUGCCAAGCCAUCUUCUUGUUUAAGAAGUGGAACGAAUGUGAAAAAUACUUCUGGAACUUCCAAUUUGGCUCAGGAGAAUCAGGCAAUGAAGCGACAGAAGUUGGAAGGAGGAAGAUCUAGACAGAUUCCAAGUCUCAAGCCUCCACAAGUUUUGCCCCACAAGUCAAAAUCAGGUCUUGUAACUGGCAGUUCCAACUUCUGUCCAACCACAGUUAACAGAACUCGAAAAGAGGACAGAAAGAUUUAUGUUCGAGAACAAACAGCAGCUCCAUUUGUGUCAGCGGCUGAAAUGAUGAUUAAGUUCCAAUCAAGUACCAGAGACUUGUCAUUGCCACAUGUCCCUGAUUCUUUUUUUAAGAUGAAGCCUAGACUAACAUUGACAAGGCCUAAGGAACCUGAACUCGAAACGUCUCAACGGGUUCGGUCUGUCAAGGUAAAAAGUACUGCUGAGCUAGAAGAAGAGAUGAUGGCCAAAAUUCCCAAGUUUAAGGCUCGGCCACUGAACAAGAAGAUUUUUGAAGCCCCGUCGUUACCUGCAAUACCAAGAAGUACACCCCAGCCACCUGAAUUCAAGGAAUUUCAUUUCGAGACAAUGACGAGGGCAAAUCAUAAUUUGGAAUCAGCUUCGGUAGCCUCAACAGAAGUGUCAUAUCAGGGUAAUCAAUGGAAACCUCAUCUAACUGAACCUAAGACUCCUCUACUUCACACAUCACUAAGGGCCCGCCCUGCCCAGGUGAAAAGCUCCUUGGAAAUUGAGAAGGAGGAACUUGAGAAAAUUCCUAAAUUCAAGGCAAAGCCUCUGAACAAGAAGAUAUUUGAAAGUAAGGGUGAGUUGGGUGUAUUCUGUAACGUCAAGAAACAAAUUACAAAACCUCAAGAAUUCCAUUUUGCAACACAUGAGAGGAUUCCACCACCUCCUCCUGCAGUCGUAGAUUUAUUUGACAAGUUGUCUUUGAACUCCGAGCCUCGUCAUGAACCACUUCCAAGAAUUACAACACCAAAUCCAUUCCAUCUGCACACAGAGGAAAGAGGAGCCGAGAAAGAACGGAAGUUUAUCACGGAAGUUCUGCAGAAGCAAUGGGAAGAAGAAAGAGUUAGGGUUCCCAAGGCUAACCCAUAUCCUUAUACUACUGACUACCCUGUGGUUCCAACUAAGCCAGAGCCCAAACAGUGCACAAGGCCAGAACCUUUCCAAUUGGAGAGCUUAAUGAGGCAUGAAGAGGAAAUGCAAAGAGAAAUGGAGGAAAGACAGAAGAAGGAAAAGGAAGAAGCCAAAAUGAGGAUUUUUAAGGCACAACCGGUCCUUAAAGAAGAUCCCAUUCCCGUUCCGGAAAAGGUGAGAAAGCCCCUUACACAAGUUCAAGAAAUAUCCCUUCAUGUGGAUCAUCGAGCCGUAGAUAGAGCAGAAUUUGAUCAAAAGGUCAAAGUGAAGGAAAUGAUGUACAAGAGAUACAGAGAGGAAAGCGACGCAGCAAGAAUGAUAGAGGAAGAGAAGGCGUUGAAACAGUUGAGAAGGACACUGGUUCCCCACGCAAGGCCAGUGCCCAAUUUUGACCACCCAUUCUGUCCCCAAAAGUCUUUGAGGGAAGCCACGAAAGCAAAGUCGCCAAAUUUGCGCGUACUACAGCGGAAAGAAAAGCGUAGAAUGAUGGUCAAUCCUGCCAUUUCUAGUGCUGCUGCCAAUAUGAGAUGAUUGCUUGGCUGCUGUCUCUGCUUCUGUUUUGCUCGUUCAAGACUCUUGAACGCCCGACAAGGGCUCUUUGUUUCAGUUAAUGUAUAUCAACAAUUUCUACUGACACACAAUUAGAUGUAUCCUUUUUGGCUGAAAAUGUAGUAUUCUCACCCCAUGGCACAUAUGCCCUCGUGUAAUUUAAAAGUCUAGUCCAAAGUAAUUUGAUUCAUGCCCUCCUCGUGUAAUUUAAAAGUCUAGUCCAAGUAAUUC
Morus notabilis is the source of this 2718-nucleotide messenger RNA. RefSeq names its product protein TPX2. Gene Ontology annotation, molecular function: protein kinase activator activity; microtubule binding. Gene Ontology annotation, biological process: regulation of mitotic spindle organization; mitotic spindle assembly; activation of protein kinase activity. NCBI's taxonomy places the organism in Eukaryota, Viridiplantae, Streptophyta, Magnoliopsida, Rosales, Moraceae. The transcript is spliced from 20 exons. Gene Ontology annotation, cellular component: nuclear microtubule; mitotic spindle. The coding region runs from base 124 to 2469 and encodes 781 amino acids. The record is from RefSeq and is a predicted model, not a curated record.